Molecule: messenger RNA, 909 nt
Organism: Beauveria bassiana ARSEF 2860
Lineage: Eukaryota; Fungi; Ascomycota; Sordariomycetes; Hypocreales; Cordycipitaceae
Exons: 4
Coding region: 1-909 (302 amino acids)
Source: RefSeq, a predicted model, not a curated record
AUGCUCAGCGGUUGUGGACUACGUUCUGGCAUGUACGAUCGCCUUACAAAGAAACGCUACGCUAAACAGCUUACACAAGCUUUCGGUCAGAAUCAUUCCAUGGCAUUGCCCAAGAUUACGGGGUUUCUGUGGUUCUACCUUGGUAUCCUGCUGGCUUUUGGUCAAGUCUUGACAGUCAACGGGCAAGGUAAAGACGGAGAAUGGGAGCUUCCAGCUGAGCCGGCACUCGCAGCGGAUGGCCUUCAGAUCAAGCUUGACCGUGACCUGUACAAGAAGCAGGGCUCCAUUGUCUACGCCAGUCAUCUCCAGUCUGAUGAGAAGCUAGACAUUUCGGACAGCCAGCUAUACAGAAUUGCCAAGGAUGCUUUCAUGGAGAUGAGAAGCAGCGCCAAGAAGAACGGCCUUACUGAAAAGAUCCCAAAUGUCAUGACGACCCUCUUUAUUAACAACGAACUCAUCUUUGCGUCUUCGGCAAAAGGACCAAAGGACCCUUAUAAUAAAGACGACCAGGUCGUAGGCGAUCUGACAGUUUGCUCCAAGGCCAAUGAGGGCAGACGUCACAAGAAUGGAGGAAGGUGUGGUGAGGUGAUGGCCUUUCACGAAUGGUACCAAACCCAUGUGGGUUCCCCACGGUUGGACAAGAACAGUGGCGCCAAGAUUGUCGCAAUUUCCGAGCAGUGGAAUGCCGCUAGAACGAAGAGGGAGCCUCUUAUCUUGCCCCCCUGUGGCAACGACAAGGAAUGGGGCUGCAACGUUUUUAUUAACGGCGUAUACGCAUUGGAUGAUGCCAAGGUUGCCGCGGAUCUUGCCAAAGAUCCCAAGAAGCCAGCGUUUCGAUACAAGAAUAUGAUUAAAGAGAAGAAACUGAAGCCGGCGCCCGGCAAGCCAGUCCCGCCUCCCAAAGAAUAA